Messenger RNA from Glossina fuscipes, 1374 nucleotides. RefSeq names its product ELAV-like protein 2 (gene Rbp9). Bases 152 to 1348 code for a protein of 398 amino acids. The transcript is spliced from 7 exons. The record is from RefSeq and is a predicted model, not a curated record. Gene Ontology annotation, cellular component: ribonucleoprotein complex. Gene Ontology annotation, molecular function: RNA binding. Lineage: Eukaryota; Metazoa; Arthropoda; Insecta; Diptera; Glossinidae.
AAUAUUGAAACAAUUUAGAGACACUUUUUUAGAUCUAAACACUGUUAGAUAAUUGUUUUCGUUAUAUUUUUAAUGCAUAUUUUCAUUUACAAAAAAAUUGUUAUCGUUGUUUUUUGUGUUUUUUUUUUAAUAAAUUAUCAACAUUUUCUAAAUGAUGACUACUAGCAAUAAUACCGUCAGAAACAAUAUGGUCGAAGGUCAACAACAACAGCAGCAGCAACAACAGAAUGGUGCUAGUGGGGCUGGUGGCGCUACUGCUAAUAAUCCGCAAAAUACUAAUAACAAUAACAACAAUAAUAAUAAUAGCAACAAUAAUAAUGACAACGAACCGAAAACCAAUUUGAUUGUAAAUUAUUUGCCGCAGACCAUGUCCCAGGAGGAUAUCAGAGCAUUGUUUGUUAGCUUUGGUGAAGUGGAAUCUUGUAAAUUGAUACGAGAUAAAGUAACAGGUCAAAGUCUUGGUUACGGUUUUGUUAAUUACGUCAAACAGGAAGAUGCCGAAAAGGCUAUUAGUUCAUUGAAUGGUCUACGUUUACAAAAUAAAACAAUUAAAGUAUCCAUUGCCCGUCCUAGCUCCGAAUCUAUAAAAGGAGCUAAUUUGUACGUAUCUGGUCUUCCCAAGAACAUGACACAACCGGAUUUGGAGGGUUUGUUCAGUCCAUAUGGCAAAAUUAUUACCUCACGAAUUUUAUCUGACAAUAUAACCGGUUCUGGGCCCCAUGAUCAGGGUCUCUCAAAAGGCGUGGGCUUUAUACGUUUUGAUCAACGUCAUGAGGCUGACCAGGCUAUUAAAGCGUUAAACGGUACUAUUCCAAAAAAUGCAGCUGAACCAAUCGUAGUAAAGUUCGCGAACAAUCCAAGUAAUAAUAAAGCCUUUCAACCUCUAGCCGCUUAUUUGGCUCCUCAAAAUGCUCGGGCUGCUGCCAGAGGUUUUCCUACUGGUGCAGCCGGCGCAGCGGCAGCGGCAGCGGCAGCUGCUAUACAUCCUUCAGCUGCUGGCAGAUACAGUUCUGUCAUUUCGCGUUAUUCGCCGCUUACAGGCGAUCUUUUGGCUAACACAAUGUUGCCUGCGAAUCCUAUUAACGGUUCGGGUUGGUGUAUUUUCGUUUAUAACUUGGCUCAAGAAACUGAAGAGAAUGUUCUUUGGCAAUUAUUUGGCCCUUUUGGUGCAGUACAGUCGGUUAAGGUCAUACGUGAUUUGCAAACUAAUAAAUGCAAGGGAUUUGGUUUUGUGACCAUGACUAAUUACGAAGAGGCCGUUGUAGCUAUACAGUCCUUAAAUGGAUAUACGUUGGGCAAUCGUGUCUUACAGGUCAGUUUCAAGACCAACAAGACUAAACAAACGUAAUUAUUAACGAAAUUGACUGCUGCUGU